AUGGCUACCGACAUGGAAUCAGACAGCACUGCUGCACCACGGGGCCGACAGCGUCCUGGGGCCGCCUGUGAUGAAUGCAGGCGCCGAAAGCUGCGCUGCGAUGGCCAACAGCCUCAAUGCGGCGUUUGUCAGGACACGGGAGUUUUAUGUGAGGUGACGCAGCGCGGUGUCCGAGGCCCUAAGAAAGGUCAUUUGAAAGCACUCAAAAACCGUGUUGUACAUCUUGAAGCAAUGCUCGAGAGCCGCCUGUCGGUCAAUGGGCGACGAGACAUCCAGCGCGGUUCGAGCAAUGACCUGGCACUUUCUGUCUCGCCCGUUGAUGGUAGCGAUGGAGGGGUUCAUUCUGAGCCCUGGAUUUCUAAAGGGACGGUUUCAUCGGGAUCGGACCACGAAGUCUUUGUGUCGAAUAGCAAUGGUCUCGCUCCUGAUCUAGCCCCUGUCCCCAAUGAAUGGGCUUUUCCGUCGGCGAUCCCUGCCAACCCCCGCCUCCCCCCAUCGGACAUAAUCCAAGCCGAACUGGAUCAACUUUACUUGGACCGAGUUCAUCAGUCCAUCCCUAUUCUUCAUCAAAGGCGAUACCUGUCAUGGUCCAAGUCAAACAACAAGACAGCGCCACGCCGAUGCCUUCAGUAUGCUAUGUGGACGCUGGCCUCGCUUGUAUCGGCGCAAUUUCGAGACAUGAUAGAGCCACUCUACCAAGAAACGAAACAGAUGCUCGAGUAUCUCAGUGUAGAGGGCGCCGAGCAUAGUAGCGUCAAUACUGAGCUCGGUCAGGCAUGGGUACUUGUCGUCACUUUUGAGUCCAUGCGAACAUAUCACCGUACAGCGUGGAUGAGCGCCGGUCGAGCCUUUCGCUUGGUACAAGCUAUGCGCUACCAUGAGAUUGAUAACCCCAUCGACAAGAGAGGGCCCUCUUCUCCCCAAUGUGGCGAUUUUAUUGAAGUUGAGGAAAGACGCCGUGUGUUUUGGAUGGCUUAUUUCCUUGAUCAUAUCAUCAGUAUGCGGGAUGACUGGCCCAUUACUUUGAACGAGCAUGUGAUCUGCACUCGGCUUCCCGCACCGGACGGGGAAUUCCAGACCGGUACCUUUGAGCUGGGUCCAUUCUUGUCCGAGGCAAUGACGGAACUCAACAUCAAAUUCCGGUCGCCGUUCAACGAAUGCCUCAUACUAGCCACGAUUUGUGGCCGCAGUCUUCUUCAGAGCCAGCGAUAUCACAUUUCAAAGGCGUAUGGAGAUAUGGCAAUGGACGGGUCUGAUCAGAGGCGGUGGCUCGAUAGUAUUCUCACAAGCAGGCUUCAAAUUUUAUCGCAGUAUUACCCGUCACCGACCGAGUCAUACGACCCAUUGUUGCUUUUCGCCAACAUCCUUGGCCAGGCAACGAUUAUAUAUUUCUGCAAAGCCAUGACCGACACAGUCGCGGAUUCCAACAGGUCUAAUAAUGAGAUCACUGAAAUUUUGAACUAUAAAGCAAGGGCAUUGGAGGCUUCGGCGGCAAUAAUUCGCCUCGCUUCGACGUUGCGCGAACUUCCAUUCUCCAAGGUUCAUCCGUUGAUGCCCAUCCCAAUCUUCCUUUGCGCGGAGUUUCUAUACGAUGACAUGCAAAAUGAAGCCUUCCAAAUGCACAUGCAAGGGCUUUUCCACGUCCUCCGCGAGCUGAAGAACGUGAACAACCCCGACCAAAGUUACUUGGAUCUACUACCACGGUCCUGUAUUUCCAAAACAGCCGAUCUAUUCAGUCACAGUGUUGAGGAGAACACACCAAACAGUAGAUGA
Penicillium atrosanguineum is the source of this 1773-nucleotide messenger RNA. RefSeq names its product Zn(II)2Cys6 transcription factor. Lineage: Eukaryota; Fungi; Ascomycota; Eurotiomycetes; Eurotiales; Aspergillaceae. Gene Ontology annotation, molecular function: DNA binding; zinc ion binding; DNA-binding transcription factor activity, RNA polymerase II-specific. Gene Ontology annotation, biological process: regulation of DNA-templated transcription; DNA-templated transcription. Gene Ontology annotation, cellular component: nucleus. The record is from RefSeq and is a predicted model, not a curated record. Bases 1 to 1773 code for a protein of 590 amino acids. The transcript is spliced from 4 exons.